GCAGACUAAGUACUUCCCUGCCGUGUGGUCAAACUUUUUCUGGUGAUGUUUCGAAUUGAAACUCUGAGCGGUGUUUUCCGGAAGCACAUCGAUGCCUCAAGUGUGAAUCCAUUUACGAUUUUCAGGCAAAACAUGGGCAGUUUACCCAUCGAAAACCGUUCUAUCCAUUCAGACAACAUCCAGGACGUCCAUAACAUCCCAAUGGACGUAAUCAUACGACCCAUUCCGCCUGUUUUAGACGAGCAGAAGGUCCAAAGCCUCAUGACCAGCAUAAAGGAGGGCUCGGAUAUCUCCGUUGUGCCUCCCAUAGACGUGCUUUGGAUCACUGGAGAAAAGGGGGGCAAUUAUUACUAUUCUUUUGGAGGCUGUCAUCGAUUUGCUGCCUAUCAGAGAUUAAAGAUGAAAUACAUACCUGCCAAGAUCAUCAAAUCUAACACCUCAGACCUGCGCACUUACCUGGGAGCAUCCACGCCGAAUCUACUGUGACACGGGAGAACAGAGACCUGAGGUUGGCUAACCUGCAUUGACACUUACAGCCAUCUGAAUGAUUGUGUUUUCUAUAACGCUGACUGAAAUGUGGAUGUUUGAUGUGUCAGCUUCUUUUCAAGUUAUAUCUCUAAAGGUGUUUCAUUCUUUUGAAUGAGCUAUAAGUUUUGAAUGAUCCAAAACAAAUGGCAUAUGCCAUAUUUAUUUUUCUUUUGCCCAACAUCCUUAUUCUUGGUGGUCACUGCACUCUAAACAAAAAUGGUGCUGUAUAGCACUAAAAGUGGUUCAUUGGCUUGUAAUCAUAGGGGAACCACUUGUAAGUACUUAUCUUUAUCAAAUGGUGCUAUAUGUAGAACCAUAAGAGGUGCAAUAAAGCACCUUAACCACCCCAGAAAACCACUGAAGAACCAAACUGGUUCUUUAAAUGGUAGUGGUGCUAUAUAGCACCAUGACCACCGCAAAGAACCGCUGAAGAACCUUUUUUUUUUUUUAGAGUGUGUAUUAUUCAAGUCAUGAUGACUAAACAGGUUCAUUUGUUAGUUCUUUGCCUGACCAUCAGGUGGCAGCAUUAUAACACUGAUUGAUUAGAGCUGGGCUUCCCAUACAAAAUCAGUUUGUAGAGCAACCUAAAUGCUAUUUAACUUUAUUAAAAAAUAGCUACAUAUCUUAUUAGAAAAAUAAAGUGAGAGAGUUUAUUCUUUUCUAAUUGCAUUAAUGCUUUUAAUUGGUUAAAAUAAAAGGCAGAUUUGUAUUGUAUGCUUCCAUUUGAUGCUUAGGCUUAUUUGACCUUUGAUGAUUGUUUUCAUUUUGUUCCAUUGACAUUCCUAUGCCAAACCACACCAUGACCGUCCAAAAGAUGACCACUGGCAUGUGCCUGUCUGGUGACCAUUGGACUUGGUUACAGUAUGUCUGUGCUCUGGACCGCAAGCUUUGAGAUUGAGUCUCAUGGGUGGACUCUGAUGUCAGAUGAUUGUCUGGCACAGAGUCAUAAGAAUUUCGCUAUUUACUUUUUUUUUUACUGUUCUGCUUUCAAUUUUACACGCUGAUUUUAAUAUAACAACGCCAAACUAUGCACUUAGUGUAUUUUUAGAUGCACUACAUUUCUUCACCUCUUUUUGUAUUGAUUUUUUUAUAUGCCAGUGGAAGGGCAUGAGAAUUGUAGGACGUUCUCUGAAGCUCAUCUAUAAUGGCAGGACAUGUUGGGGGUCAUGUGUCAUGAGAACUGGCCAGCAUUCUUCUCCUCUGCAGGCUGGAGUGAAGGAAAAGAAUGAAUGCAGCAGCUCUGUUUUAUUACACUGCUAUAUAUAGAUGGAUUGAAGCUCACAGUUAGACUAUUGGAAAGGACAUAUAGUGGAACUGCUAGUCUGACAAAAAAAACCUUGUCUCAAUCAUUUCUACUUUCAGCUGUUGUCUGGAGAAGAUCAGAGGACAGGCACCUCAGAUUUUUUUCCUUGAAAUGGCAUUUCAUUUCCUUUUGACCCUUGACCUUGGCCUAAUAUCCAUAGCAAAAGGCCUCUUAGACCCUACAACAACAAUGACUGAAGCUUUUGAACCCGAGAAUCUCUGACAGGAAAAAUUGCAGGUGGCUCAGUCAAUAAUAUAAUAAAAAUGACAAAUUUGAUUGUGUUUCUGAAUUUUGCAACAGUUUAUGUGGAAUGGCUUCAUAAUAAAAUUGCUUUGCAAAUGUCA
Pimephales promelas (fathead minnow) is the source of this 2175-nucleotide messenger RNA. RefSeq names its product sulfiredoxin 1 homolog (S. cerevisiae) (gene srxn1). Gene Ontology annotation, molecular function: sulfiredoxin activity. Gene Ontology annotation, cellular component: cytoplasm. Lineage: Eukaryota; Metazoa; Chordata; Actinopteri; Cypriniformes; Leuciscidae. The record is from RefSeq and is a predicted model, not a curated record. Gene Ontology annotation, biological process: cellular response to oxidative stress.